This is a messenger RNA of Alligator mississippiensis (American alligator), 3575 nucleotides long. RefSeq lists its product as uncharacterized. Bases 689 to 2035 code for a protein of 448 amino acids. The record is from RefSeq and is a predicted model, not a curated record. The transcript has 4 exons. Lineage: Eukaryota; Metazoa; Chordata; Crocodylia; Alligatoridae.
GGUGUGGAAGUCCAUCCUGCAGUGUGGCCCACUACUGCCUGCUUCCUCUGUUGGGAGCUUGCCGUGCCCCUCUGCUGCUCUGUGUCCAGGAGCUACGGUCUGCCCUUGCACUAGAAACGUGGCUGUAUCUCCUGGAGAAGCCACGGGAAGGGGCUUCUCAAUGCGGAGAUGAGGUGGCUCUGUAGUGCUGAGCAGCUGGUCACCCCAGCAGAGUAAGUGUCGAGAGACUGCACUCCCGGUCGUGCGGGGAACGGGCUCAUUGAGCCCCCACCCAGCCUCAGGUGGGGCAGCCUGCUCGAGACCAGCAGACCCCCGCGGUGUGAGCUCUGCCUGGGCGCUCCAGCAGGACACCAGAACAAGUCUGACGAGCCUCUCUGCCAAGAGCUUCAUUUUUCUUGAGCCCACGCAGCCUUCUGCUUGCACACAGCAAGGGAUUAGCACAUCCCUGUCCCAGCUUCUCUGUUUGGACCUUGGAAAUCCCUCUUGGAGUCAGGAGGCCAGAGAGGAGGAAGAAUUUGGCUCUGGUCAUUACCACUCUUCAGUCUGGACGUUGCACCAGGAGCAGAUACUUUCAUUGUGCUUCUCAAACUCUGGACUCUGAGGUCAGGGUUGUGGCCCUAGAACCGUGUGUGUCCAGGAAUACUGACCAGGAAGGAACACGUUAAGACUGAAUUUAUGCCAUUCAACCAUGUUGUACUGUGGAAAAAAAUCUUGUUUUGUUGCUGUGCCAUCUGUCUUCACGUUUGUGAUCCUUUUGACCCACUACUGGAAAAGAUCUAUGUUCCAGAAUGAUACACCAAGAAUAAUCUAUGUUGAACCAGCACCCACUGAUCAGACGCUCGAGCUUUGUGGAGGGAAACCUGCCUCUAACACAAUCACAGCCUUGGAGGAUAACAGAACCUUUAUCGUAGCCCCGUACUUUGAUAACAGAGAGAGCAAAAUCACCCGAGUGAUUGGGAUUGUUCACCAUGAGGAGGUGACGGCACUUUACUGCUGGUUCUGCUGCCAGCCCGAUGGGGACAUACACGUAUCUAGGGGACACAUUGAUGUCCAUUCGGAUCGAUUUGACUUCCCGUACGGUGCAGCAGACCUGCUCUGUGCAGAACCCCCCACCUGUGAUCCGAGCUAUGUGUCGAUUCACUCAUUCUCUAAUGGAAAUAUUGAACAGCUGCCCAGAUUUGAAAUAAAGAACCGCAAGCCUGAGCCCUUUUCUGCUGACUUCACCGUGUGCAUCUCAACCAUGUUUGGAAACUACAACAAUGUCUUACAGUUUAUACAGAGCAUGGAGAUGUACAAAAUUCUUGGGGCCCAGAGAGUGGUGAUCUAUAAGAACAGCUGCAGCCCCCUGAUGGAGCGCGUCCUGGCCUUCUACAUUGCAGAAGGGACCGCCGAGGUCAUUCCCUGGCCCAUCACCUCCCACCUCAAGGUGUCUCCUCACUGGCGCUUCCCGAAGGAUGGGACGCACAUCGGUUACUACGGACAAAUCACCGCUCUCAACGACUGCGUGUAUCGCAACAUGUACCGGAGCAGGUUUGUGCUGCUCAAUGAUAUCGAUGAGAUUAUUCUGCCCGCGAAGCACCCGGAUUGGAAAACCAUGAUGAGGAGUCUUCAGGAGCAGAAUCCAGAAACGGGCGUUUUCCUCUUUGAGAAUCACAUCUUCCCCAGCACCGUGUUCGCUGCCACAGCCGUGUUCAACAUCUCGUCCUGGAAUGCAGUGCCUGGAGCGAACAUUUUGCAGCAUAUCCACAGAGAAGCCAACAGGAAAGACAGAUACAACCCUAGGAAAAUGAUAGUUGAUCCAAGAAGGGUGAUUCAGACUUCAGUCCACUCUGUUCUGAAGAUGUAUGGCAACAGCUUGACAGUGUCCAACAAUAUUGCCAUAACAUUUCAUUGCAGGGAACCCUAUGAACCAGAUGUGCCAAAGGUAACCCUGAUAAGAGAUGCAACACUCUGGAGGUAUAAUGCAUCUUUGCUUAUUAAUGUUAAUAAGGUGUUACAUAAAAGUGGUAUUUUAAAAACAAUGUUGAAGCCAUAAUAGAUGCUGAAAGACUCACAUAAGGUGAUGGCAGUAGCACUUAAGAAGUGUUAGGUCCUUCCGAGUAAUAUACUGGAAAGAAUAAUAAAGAGUGAUUUUCUGUAGAAGAGACUUCAGUGUAAGAACGAGCUGAGACAUCACAAGAAAAAGUGCCUUGUAUGGUAGUGUUGCAAUAACGAGUUAACUCUUAGCAGAUGUCUCAACUGUGAUCUUUACUGCAUAUCCGUUGGACUUUCAAAGGAUGAAAAAGUUGUGCUAUCCUCUGAACUUUGUUAUUGCUGCUUUCUAUUCCAAACUCGUAUGUGGGUUUUCCCCCCUGCUUUUAUGUGAUUCUUUCUGAACAUGUGAGGGUGGAACUUCCUGUACUGUGUGUGAAACCGUCAUCAGGUGAAAUGCAGGAAGAGUCUGGGAGGCUUGGCCAGGACACAACUCGCUCCCCUGGUGCAGCCAGGUGAUCCAACCAUUGGGCUAUGGCCUCAGGCUCCUCUCUUGGUGCCCUCUUGAGCCAAAUGACUUGUGUGCAGAGAAUAACACGCCAGCUUGCACAGGAGAGGCUGAGAGUGCUCUCUGCUCACGCUGGCCCAGAGCUCUCCGGGGAGGCAGGAGCAGGAUGCCAGAUUUGCUUCAAUGACGGUGUGUAGCGGCAUCCUGGCUGCAAGUGUGCUGCGCAGGCCGCAGCGCUGCCUCCCUCCCCUGGCCUGGCUGUGUUUGCAUCAGGAAGGCAAGAUGGCCAAAUAAACCACAGCUCACAUCUACUGCCUGCAGGACUGCUCCGCUUGUGCCCAGAAACCCCCUCCCUGGACAGCCACUGCCUCCCGCCCUCACUCCUGAGAGGAAGAGUCACGUGGCCCUGCCAGCUCUCGCAGAAGCUUGUUUCAUGGUGCACGGUGGCACGAGCCCUUUGCAGUGGGGCCCCAGGACUGAGACCUCGAGUGCCUUGUUCCCUUCCCAUUGCAGAGGCACCCAUGCGGCCUCCCCUGCAGCGCUGCCAGGAGUGGUUUCCGUGAUCCCUGGGGUCAGAGCAGCACCGCAGCUCAGCCUGUCCCCCCACAUGGCUGCUGGAGCCCGGGGCCCGGCCGGCUGCACCACCUUCAUGCUGGGUGCUGCACAUGCAUCCCUGCCCAGCAGCGGGAGGGCAAGCGGGGUGGCUGCAUGUUGGGUCCCGCUGCUGCCAGCACUGCUUCUGCUCCUGCUUCUGCUCCUGCUCCUGCCUGCUGAGAAGAGGCAUCCUGGGGCUUUGCCUUUGGAGCUCCUGUUGGUGCCUCCCAGAGGCGCUGGGCAGCAGAGGACCCAUCAGUGUCCCGGGACCAAGUCACUCCUAAGAGCCAGAUGCUGCACAUGGAAUAUUUGUUAUAACUGUCCAUCCGUGUCUCUGGUCUUAUACCCUGGGGGCUCCUGCCUAAGCACUGCAGUGGGAAAGCAGGGCCCAGGGCAGGUGCAGGAGCCCAGCAGCUGCUUUCUUUGGGCAUUGUAAUGCGCUAUUAUAAAUUGAUUGAAUUAGAACAGAAAUAAAGUAAGAUUCUUUUUUUCUUUUAACUCA